AUGGAUUCCUUAAAUCUUUGGAGGAAAAGAAAUGAAGAAGAUGACCUACUCAUGCUCAACAAUUGGUCAAAAGAAUGUUUAGCUCCUUCCAGCAAUGUAGAACAUCACACAUCCAUUCUUACAGGUGAUGUUUAUGUACAAGAAAUUCUUCAAGGUCAUAAGGAACGUUGCAAAAGAGAAUUUCGUAUGGAGCCUUAUAUAUUUCAAGCACUGGUUGAUCGUCUAAGAGAAAAAUCUCUCCUCUGCAACUCAAAACGGACAACAGUCGAGGAGCAACUAGCAAUGUUCAUGUACACUCUAGCUCAUAAUGCUAGUAACAAUGAUGUGCAAGAGCGAUUUCAACAUUAUGCAGAAAUGGUGAGUCGAUAUUUUAGUAAAGUACUUAAAGCUGUUAAUCGACUUGUUCGUGAAUAUAUAGAACCUCCAUCGACACUGGCAUCACCGGUUAUUCAGAAUACCCAAAAUUUUUUCCCAUAUUUCAAGGAAGGUUCUGCUUCCAACGCUAGGAUUCUCCAACGUUCGAUUGAACAAGGUUUUGAAGUCCCACGGGGUAAAUAUUAUCUAAUAGACGCAGGAUAUGCUAAUACCCAGAAUUUUAUUGUUUCAUAUAGAGGUGUCCGGUACCAUUUGCAAGAGCAAGGUCGAGCGCAAACUAGACCUGACAAUUAUAAAAAACUAUUUAAUUUGCGACAUGUGUCAUUACGGAAUCAUGUUGAACGCAUCAUCGGCAUUUUGAAGAUGAGGUUUCCAAUCCUUAAAGUAGCAACUUUCCACCCAAUAGACUCUCAAACUGAUAUAGUGGUUGCUGGUUGUAUGUUGCAUAACUUCAUCCGUAUACAUAAUGGUACAGAUGCUGUUGAGGAUUUCGAUAAUGAAGCCGAAGAAACUAUUGUUCCUAAUGGAGAUGAGUCAUACGGAGAGGAUGUUGAUACCAUGAACUCUGAGCGAACUGCAGGUGCUCGUAAAAGAGAUGAAAUAGCAAUGCAAAUGUGGAAUGAUUAUUGUAGCUACCGCCGAGCCUAA
Molecule: messenger RNA, 1023 nt
Organism: Dioscorea cayenensis subsp. rotundata (Guinea yam)
Lineage: Eukaryota; Viridiplantae; Streptophyta; Magnoliopsida; Dioscoreales; Dioscoreaceae
Exons: 2
Coding region: 1-1023 (340 amino acids)
Source: RefSeq, a predicted model, not a curated record